Messenger RNA from Ailuropoda melanoleuca (giant panda), 7287 nucleotides. It is a transcript of the gene NEMP1, whose product is annotated as nuclear envelope integral membrane protein 1. Gene Ontology annotation, cellular component: nuclear envelope. The record is from RefSeq and is a predicted model, not a curated record. The coding region runs from base 1310 to 2491 and encodes 393 amino acids. NCBI's taxonomy places the organism in Eukaryota, Metazoa, Chordata, Mammalia, Carnivora, Ursidae. The transcript is spliced from 9 exons.
GUUAUAUUUAGAAAAGUGGGGAGUGUCCCUAGGGUGUGGACCGUUUUUCCGCAGUGGGGUGUGGACGUGGUGCGGAAAAGGCAGCUCCGUUGGCGGCACUGAGGGGUCAGGGCCCUGGGGCGGCUUGGGGGAGCUACUAGAGUGGGGAGGAGCCUGGAGCCUUUUGGCAGAGAUUGGAAGGGAGGCCUGGACUGGAUGAGAAGCGGUCCUGGGGGCUGCGUCGCGCUGCAUGGGCCUCCGAUUUUCCCGGUUAAAAGUGAGGGGACCCAAGUACCAUUGCUGGCAGGCAGAGCUGCCCCUGGAACAGGGGCAUCCCAUUCAUUGAGCAAAUUAGCAACACCUUCUGAGUGUAUGCUCUCUGUCCAGACUCGGCACGGGUGUGGCUGAGCGGAUCAUUUUAAUUGACUGAAAUGGAGUGAGUUCUAUCUAAUGUCUUCUGUGCUUGUGGGAUCCUGGGAUUCGCGUUUCCAAAAAAACAAACCACCACCAACAACGAAAAACACCAUUCAGCAUCAGAUAGGUUUCUUUUGGAAAUUUAUUCAUUUCUCAAGCAAACUGAACUGCUAUCUACCUUUUGCUAGAUAAUUGGCUUUGGACUGAAAUGAAACUGUUUCCCUUUAACGCUCUAACUCGUAAAACCUAGAAUGUUUCUAAAAAACCUCCUAUCCUCUUAUCAGAUGCACAACAGAAAAAUAAGUGAGGUUUCCAAGUUCCACUGGAUAGAGUUUGAAACAUGGGGUUAAGGAUAAUCAUAUCUUGGAAACACAGUAUGCUCUUGCCUCUCCCAUCCUUUGCUGCCUAUCUCAUGCUGUCACUUAAGAUUAUCCUUAGGUGCAGCUUUAAAGUUGUCUCAGGAUCCAUAGAUCUAGUUCCAAAGCGAAUGUCCUCCUGCAAUGGGUUUUUUUGGGUGGGGGUGGGGAGAAGGUAGUAGGUAUCUAGGAAGGUACUUUUCCAGAGGACAGGCCCAAAGUAACAUUGAAGGACCACUUAUGAUCUGAAUGAACUUGGGCCAGAUGGUUAACUUCUAAAAUGGGGUAGUGGAUUGUGGGGUUGAAAGAGAAAAUAUAUGCAAAAAUGUCCCUACCUAGUCAGUGCUGCAUCCGCAGACACUAAGUUUCUUUUACCAGAGGAACAGGGGCUUAGCUUGGGGAAGGGUAAACUCAGGAUGAUAUUCUGUGUAACUUGGUAGAUCAUGUGGGUGGCAGCUACAGAGAGCUGACCAUGUAGUAGAGAAGAACUUUCUAAAAGCCAGGGGUACCUAAAGAUAAAACACAGUACUUCAAAAGCUGGAAUUGAUGCAAGAGUGGUCAUGCUUCAGGAAUCCCAAGUUUCCAAUUUCAAUCAUAGGCAACAAUUCUGUUAUAAAAAUAUGCUUAUCCCAAAGUGGCGUGAUGUGUGGACACGGAUACAGAUCCGGGUAAAUAGUUCCAAACUGGUACGAGUCACCCAGGUGGAGAAUGAAGAGAAACUGAAGGAAUUAGAGCAGUUUAGUAUCUGGAACUUUUUUUCCUCCUUUUUAAAAGAGAAAUUGAAUGACACCUAUGUUAACGUGGGUCUGUACAGCACAAAAACCUGCCUCAAAGUUGAGAUUAUAGAGGAAGACACCCAGUAUGAUGUCGUUGUGACCCGGAGAUUUGACCCCAAACUCUUCUUCAUUUUCCUCCUUGGACUUGUGCUAUUUUUUUGUGGAGAUUUGCUGAGCAGAAGCCAAAUCUUCUACUAUUCCACUGGAAUGAGUGUGGGAAUUGCGGCCUCUCUACUAAUCGUCAUUUUCCUACUGUCCAAGUUUAUGCCCAAGAAAAGUCCCAUUUACGUCAUCCUGGUGGGAGGCUGGUCCUUUUCUCUGUACCUCAUUCAGCUAGUUUUAAAAAAUUUACAAGAGAUCUGGAGGUGUUACUGGCAGUAUCUUUUAAGCUAUGUCCUCACAGUUGGAUUCAUGAGUUUUGCAGUCUGUUACAAGUACGGGCCCUUGGAGAAUGAACGAAGUAUCAACCUGCUGACCUGGACCUUGCAGCUGAUGGGCCUAUUUUUCAUGUAUUCCGGUAUCCAGAUACCUCAUAUUGCCCUUGGCAUUAUCAUCAUUGCACUGUGUACUAAGAACCUGGAGUACCCUAUUCAGUGGCUGUACAUCACCUACAGAAAGAUGUGUAAGACAACAGAAAAGACUGUCCCCCCUCGUCUCCUGACAGAAGAAGAAUAUCGGAUUCAAGGAGAAGUGGAGACCCGAAAGGCUUUAGAAGAGCUUCGAGAAUACUGUAACAGUCCAGACUGCUCUGCUUGGAAGACUGUUUCUCGAAUCCAGUCUCCAAAGAGAUUUGCUGACUUUGUGGAAGGUUCUUCUCACCUCACACCAAAUGAGGUUUCUGUCCAUGAGCAGGAAUACGGAUUAGGGAGCAUCAUUGCCGAGGAUGAAGUCUAUGAGGAAACAUCCACUGAGGAGGAGGACGCGGAUUCUCGGUAUCCCGCUAUCACACGACAGAUCCCCUCCUGACGUAGGUGGUGGUCAGUUAUUUUUAUAUGGACUGGCUUGGCACCUAGCUGGUCCAUGUUGCGUGUGUGCACCAUUGCUUCUCAACUCCUUAAAACAGGGUGAGAUAGUGCAGAAAUUCUCCCACCGAAAUUAGAGGCCGAGUAGGUCUCCCUCUGGAAAUGGUCUUGUGGUCUCUGUGGGAUCCCUGAGGGAGAAUGGGUAAAGUAGUGAAUGCUUUCAAUGCUUCCCAUGGGUUGUUGGCCCACCUUUAUGUUUCAAAAACAAAAAACUGGAUGGCCACAGCUAGCACGGCGUUCUAGCUCCUCUUAAAGAUUGACUUGGUGGUGGCAUUUCUGCCACCAUAGCUGGCACUCAGAAGUGAGAACUGUUACAUGUGCAGUAACUCUUUCGGACCCUAGGCUGCAUCUUCCAGAGAGAUCCACAAAUCUGAGCCUCCUUCACUUCCACUUUUCUUUCAGUGACUUUAGAAUAAUCCUUGUUUUAGCUGUUUUAAGAGGAAAAUAGACUUUUAUUUCUGUCUUGUUUUUUAAAUGAAUAUAUAUUUUUUAAAGUAACAAAUUCAUGUUCCAGAACCAGCAAGUGCUCCAGGUUGACGAGCCCAUAGGCCCCUACGUGUUUAUUAAUAUGGAUUAUCCAUUGAAGCCCCAGAAUUGUUGUGUUGGGCUUUGAAUUAGUUCUCACACGUAUGAUAUUCUAAGUCUCACUUGUUUUUAGGAACAUGCCUGUGAACUCUUCUGUAGGGGAGGUCUGUCAGGCUUUUUUUUUAAAUCCAAGUUUUAAUUUUAUCUUAAGACAUUUGCAUUCUUCCCUUCCCAUUCCUCCUUACCCCCUCUGCCCUUUCAGGAAGUGUCCAUUUCCUCAGCUGUGAAGUAUGUACAAUUUAGAGUUUGUUUCAUUUCUUACAUUCUCUUCCCCUUCAUUUGUAGCAUUAUUCCUGCAAGUUGGGAGAAGUGAUCAUUUUUUAGAGAAUUUAAAUGCUUUUUACACAUCCUCCAUUUUUCCUGUCAGUGGGACACAUAUCUUCGAGUUGCUGUGGAAUCAAACUCUCUCCUUUUCCUUUCUCUUCCCUUGUCUAUACCGUCUACCUGUUCUUUUCAGCCUCUCCUUACCACCUGUACUCCGUCUCCACCCCCCUAAUCUGGCCAAUUUGUAAGCCCUGAGACUAUCUGUGAAGUUUCCUUGAUACAACAUAAAAUUUGGCUAUGUAGCGGCCACAGUUUGCAUUGCCAUGAAAUAGACCUCCAGGUCAUCUUCAUGCCUCUGGAUGCUCACUCACCUCCCAGGAUCACAGUUUUCCAUGAACUUGAUAUACUUAUUUGCAAUUCCGUUUCUGACCAGAGAUUCAUGCUGCCUUUUAUUACAGUGACAUUAGUUCCAGAUUCUUUUGCCUUUGGAAAGUACCCUUAUAAACCAGCAAUGUCAUUUAUGAGGGAGCAAAUUCCCAAGUCUCUGUCAUUUGCUUGGUUUUGUCUUGGCGAUCUUCACCCCCGUCCCUUGGAAGAAGCUAUAAUGACUCUAGCCAGGAAUAUAGGCACCGAUGGCCGGAGCACAGCGUCAGGCUCACUGGUUUACUGUGAUCAUGGAGAAGGCAGAUGAUUUUUUUAAAAAAAUGUUAAUGACUCCUUCAGACCAGCCAUUUAGCAGAUAAUCUUGAGAGGCCCUGGGCUCAUUGCUGACUUCCAAAAUGUCAGCGCUGAGACUCCCCUCCAGGUGGCCAGUUGAUUAUUACCACCAGUGUUUCCACAGCUUUAUACUGUCCUAUAGUGACAACUACCUCAAUUGGCAGCAAAUAUACAGUAGAAAGUGAAACAGCAGUAUUUGGGCAGAUGCUGGGGUUAAAGUUGCAGGGCAAAGGAGCUUUAUAUUGGGAAAUCUUUAUACCUUUGUAAAUUAUGUACAUGGUAAAAUUCUAUCCCUCUGCAAAGAAUUGUUAGGACUUCUGGAAUAUAUUGGUUUUUGCUUUAUUUAUAGAAAUCAAGAUCUAGCAUAUCCGAUCAGCAGUUAAUUUGAAAAAAUAAUCCAUCUGUACAAGUAGUCUGAGGAUUACCCGGACACUUUGGUGCCUUACCCCAGAAAGCUCGUUUGGGAGGUGGUGGCUUUCCUCUAGGGUGACUUUCCGUGCCCUGCCUCUUAUCUUUAUCUCGGUGAGAAAGCACUGUGAAGCAGGGAAAGAGUCUCCUCUUUUUCUGUUUUGUUAAACUCCUUGUAAAAUCUCGUUUCCACCUCCAGACCACUUUUUUUCACUGUGUUUGAGCUUGGGGUGAGUACAGUCAAAUUCAAUUUAGUACUCCGUGUCUGUAGUCGGAGACCUGAGCUAUAGGCUGUGGAGGUGACUGUGGGUCCCGCAGUGUGACAGCUGCUCUGGACUGGGAGGGACGACAGUGCCUUUGGUGUGCUGUGUGUCCUUGCUUGGCCUGCCUCUGCGGCCCUGCCCCAGACACUUCAGAGUCUCUGUGUGCCUGCAGAUUGCUUGACUCCAGAAGCCGCCUUUGGGAGCUGCUCUUGUCCCCCUCUUGGCCACUUGGUCUGCUGGCUCAGUCACUGCUUGAGGCCCCCACUUAAUUUUCUCUGGCAGUCAUGGCUCCUGUGAUUCAGCAUGGUCUCCUGUCUCAGACUGGCCUCAUCAAAAAGGAUCGAAGGGAUAACCAUGGAGUGAGCCGGACGCUGGAGCCACGUCUGCUGCCGUGUCAGCGUCUUGCUCGCCAAUACCAGGCUAUAAGUUGGCCCUAGGGCUCAGGGUCUCUUUAGCAUCGGAAAUCUAUCGCCUCUAAUUGGUCUGACCGAGUUAUGUAGAGCAUGACUGCCAAUAAUGGGAAUACUCGAGCCAGCUGGCCUAAAACAUUUCCCCUUCAUGUUCCCACUGAGAUUGCUUUCAUGAUACCAAUGGAACCAAUCGCCAAAAAUAAGGGCAGCUUAGCAACUUGGAUGUCUUCUAAGAAGAAGGUCCUAUCAGCCACUUCAUCCCACCAGAUUUUAUUUUCUCCCCCCACAUUCAUGACUUUCGUGUCUGUUACAAAGGGGGUUUUGCUGAUCAUAGUCUUUGGGUCCCAGUAUUCAAUUUUGUGCUGAUACAUCCCAUUCAAGCCUAGCCCUCUCUUCACUGACUGUGUUCCCUUCAACCCAAUUCCCACCUGGCAUAUACCUUGGAGAUUUGAUAAUGAAAGGACUCAAAUAGACCAGAUAGUCCUCGCUGGCCCUGAUAUCCAUAAAAAGCUUGGAAAUGGAUUAUGCAAUUGCCCUCAAUCUUUUUGUUCCAGAAAAAAAGAUGGGCUCAGAUGGAUGCCUGCGUAAAAAUGGUUCUUAGCUGUGUACUCAUAACUUCUCUGAAUUGAGUGGUGAAAGUUGAAGUAGGAGGAAAGGAAAUUAAAUGUCCUUCUAGUAUUCCUUUGGACUCAGGUCUGACCUAUGAGAUAAUAACCUAUAUUGAAAUGCCAAGAACUUUAUCUCAACCAAGGAGAGGACACUUUGACAGAUUUAUUAUGCCUUCAUGUUACAUAGGCACUGAAACCAAGUAAUAAACCUAUAAAAUAGCCAUUUGCACAAGGCAAAUGCACCUGAAACCUCUUGUUUAUGUUUUGAUGUAGCAGAAAUUGAUUAUUAUGUUUAGGGAAACCUAUGCAGUUAUGGCGAUCCAGUGGUAUCUCUCGGUAACUUAGCUUAUGGCCCCAGUUACUGUUGAGUUGGAUUCUAGAUGGUUACUACCUUGAAAAGGGUGUUUGGUGCCUUAUGUGAUGGGAGCCAGAGCCUGCUAGGAGUAAACAAAGCAGAUUCAUGUCCACAUCAACGCACAGCUUUAGCGGGGGGUGGGAAUGGCGCACAGCCUCCCCCAGAUUUGGGACUCGGCUCCCACAUCCCCUGCCUGUGUGUGUCAUCUUCCUCUUUACUCUCUUGACAGUAACUUGAAAAUGGUGAAAUCCUCUUCUCUGAACUUUCUUAUGGUAUGGGCAACAUUUGUAUCCCGUUAGCAUGCUAGAUAGCUCUUAAUGCGAGUAUUAGAACUGUUACAGCCUGCCAUUGCCUCAGUUUCCCAUGUUUGUGGAAUUCAUGGUGAAAUAGCAGGGCUAAGGAAUUACUGGGUAAGUUUUAGCCUGUGGGUAAUGCCUUAGUGUUGUUCUAAAAGAUUUGUUAUUUAUAUUUAAAAUAAAUGUUCACAAAUGUUUGAAAGGAACAAAAUGAUCAGGGAUGGCUGUUUGCCAUAGGUCUCAUUUUCACUCUUUUCUGUAAGAAAAAAUAACAAUGUCUUAUUAUAUAUUUUUUCAUUUUUAUUGUACAAGUUUGUAAGUAAUCCCAAUUUUAAUAAAGUUUUAUAGACUAUAUAAUGGUCUGUCUUAAUGAACAUGUACUUUUCUUAUUUGGAUCUCUUGAGGCAAUUAGCUUCUAAGUUUCAUCUUUCUGAUGAGAUGGUGUUGCACGCCAUCUGUUUUCCUUAACCACCAUUCCCCACCCUAGGUCUGUCUUAGUCUACUUCCAUCCGUGGACUGGAUGAUUUUCCAGCAUGCUGGAUCUUGAAGGGAUAUUCUUUUUUUUUUUUUUUAAGAUUUUAUUUAUUUAUUUUAGAGAGCACAAGCUGGGGGCAAGAGGGAGAAGCAGGCUCCCCGCUGAGCAGGGAGCCCAAUGUGGGACUCAGUCCUAGGCCCUGGGACCAUGAUCUGAGCUGAAGGCAGAUGCUUAACGAACUGAGCCACCCAGGCGCCCAUCGAAGGGGUAUUUUUGUAGGAGUCACAGGUUGUACGACCAUGCUGUCUCACAGGGAAAAACACGUAUAAGCUAUUCCUAGUCCAGGAACUACUCCGGGU